Helobdella robusta is the source of this 465-nucleotide messenger RNA. RefSeq lists its product as hypothetical. NCBI's taxonomy places the organism in Eukaryota, Metazoa, Annelida, Clitellata, Rhynchobdellida, Glossiphoniidae. The record is from RefSeq and is a predicted model, not a curated record. The transcript is spliced from 2 exons. The coding region runs from base 1 to 465 and encodes 154 amino acids.
AUGCGAGUUUUGGAUGGGAAAAUUUCGAAACUUGCUCAUGAUUCCGGGCAGGCCUAUACAAGAUCUCAACUCUUGGACAACCUCAAAUCUUUAAAAUUAAUAUCAGUUUCAAAAAGUUUGAGUUCGAUCUUUGGAUACUUAACUAGAGCAGGCAUGCUAGAAAACGGCCAGGCAGCAUUAGACAGCGGCACGAUGCAAAUGCAUGCGGCCGGUAGCAUAAGCGAACUUGUGGCAAAGAAAACUUCUUCAAUCGCCAUCAAUCCACACACGGUGCCCAACAACAGAGUUUGGAAACAAUCCGUUUCCUUUGGCAGGAAAAGUAGUUCAAACGAAAGUCAGUUUGCCGAGAGAACCUACAAAAACCUCGACGAGUUUCCGUUCCAGUUAAAAAUCCCUGAUGACGAUGAUGAGAAGUCGGACGAGGAGUGGGUCGAAGAAUUAAUGUUCCAGCAAACAAGCGAAUAG